AUGGCCCUUGCUCCUGGGCAGGAGCUGCCCAUGCGGCACAGACACGGGCUGAGCACGGGUGCGAGAGGAAGGAGUCGGCCCACGCUCCAGCACAAUAGUGGCGUUGCCCAGAGCCAGCGCCAGGGUGUCCGAGUGCCUGCACUGCGGCCGGCCCAGGGCAACGACUUCCCCCAGAACGACAGCAGGAGCCCACGAGGAGUUCCCCAGGUUAACAACACAAGACUGAAGGGAUUUACAGGGCUCUGCAUCGCCCUGUGCCUGGGGGGCACCGUGGCCCAGAAUAAUGGCGUACAAGGUACCACUGAGGACUGUAAGAACCAUCUGCUAUGCCCAGCAAACGCCACGUGUGUGAACAACACCCACUGCGCCUGCCUGGAUGGAUACCAGUCACAUGGGAAUCGCUCCUUCUUCACCGACCCAACGGAGUUCUGUGACGAUAUUGAUGAGUGGCAGGGCCACGCAAACUGCACCAACAUGGCUGGAAAUUCCUCCUGCAGCUGCAUCGAUGGCUUCGAGCUCAGCUCUGGGAAAGCCAACUUCACGGGAGUGGGGACACCUGCCAGGCUACAGUUCAGCGCUUCUCUUCCAUUCAUUAAGGAUCUGGAGGAUAUCAUGGACUGCACCCUCAGCAAGUUUGCGGAUGCCACUAAACUGGGAGGAGUGGUAGAUACGCUGGAGGACAUUGACGAGUGUAACAAGACCCGAGAUAUCUGCGGCCCCAACGCCACGUGCACCAACACCAAUGGGGGCUACUGGUGUAAGUGCCGGGCCGGCUACAUCCCCUCCAACGGGAGCACGACCCUGUGCGAAGAGCUCACCUGCCCCCCCCUGCUGGAUGAUGACAACUCUGCCGGAGCCAAGAACCUCCAGGGCAGCUUCCAGGCACAGGUGGGACGUCUCUGCAAGGCGGCGCUGGAGGAGCUGAAGCAGAUGAACUCUCAGAACGCUGAGGAGAAGCUGCAGGGCUUCUUGGACAUUCUGGAGAAGCAGAUAAAUCUGGUCGGGCAGCAGAGCGAGAGCGUGGAGUGGAGACACCGGAACGCAACGGAGCUCAUGGCCACAGUGGAGAAGCUGCUGAGAACGCUGACCAUGACCCUGCCUGACAGCCUGAUCAGCAUCGCAUCCCCCAACGGCACAGAGCUGGGGCUGGCGGUCAGGAAGGCUGGGAGCCAGAGCCAGGAGACCGUGACGCUGCAGCAGAGCAAGACGCAGAUGGAAUUAAACUGGACUGGAGCCCCAGGGCAGAAAGAAGGCUUCACGCUGGCCGGGCUGCUGACAUGCCAGAGGAUGAGCCCCAUUCUGGACGGUGCUGGGCGGGUGGAGGCGCCCGAGUGGGACAGGAUCGGCCAGAAGGGGAAGUGGGCGCAGAAGCUGGGGCGGCCCAGCUACCGUGUGCUGUCUCCAGUGGCGUCGGCCUUCAUCAGUGACCCGAACCCCCAGGCACUCGGCCUCUCCGUCAGCAUCCGCUUCAGCCACCCGGUGCCGGAGUCCAAGACUGACCUGCGCCUCCUCUGCGCCUACUGGGAGCCUGACAGCAGGGGCUGGGCCACCGACGGCUGCACCCUGCAGAAGUUGAACGCCACCAUCACCCGCUGCCAGUGCAACCACCUGACCAGCUUCGCCGUGCUCAUGGCCUUCUACGAGCUGGAGGACUCGACCCUGGACGUCAUCACCAAGGUGGGGCUGGUGAUCUCGCUGCUGUGCCUGCUGCUGUCCAUCGUCACCUUCCUCUUCUGCCGCGCCCUCAAGGGCCCCCGCACCACCAUCCACCUGCACCUCUGCCUGGCGCUCUUCAUCGCCUACACUGUCUUCUUCAUCGGCACCUCCAGCACCGGCAACAGGGUGGUGUGCGGCGUGGUGGCCGGGCUCCUGCACUAUUUCUUCCUGGCCGCCUUCUGCUGGAUGUGCCUGGAGGGCGCCGAGCUCUACCUGCUGGUGGUUCAGGUCUUCACCCCCCACGGCCUCAGGCGCCGCUACAUGUUCCUGCUGGGCUACGGCGUGCCGGCCCUCAUCGUGGGCGUCUCGGUCGCCACCUACAGCGAGGGCUACAGCACGGCGCGCCACUGCUGGCUCUCGCUGGAGAAGCAAUUCAUUUGGAGCUUCCUGGCGCCCGUCUGCAUCAUCAUCGCGGUCAACGCCGUGAUCUUCGUGGUCACCGUCUGGAAGCUGUCGCUGAAAUUCGCUGACAUCAACCCCAACAUGAGCCAGCUGAAGAAGCUCAGGGUGCUCACCAUCACGGCCAUCGCCCAGCUCUGCGUCCUGGGCACCACCUGGAUCUUCGGCCUGUUCCAGUUCAACCAGCGCAGCCUGGUCGUCUCCUACAUCUUCACCAUCCUCAACAGCCUGCAGGGGCUCUUCAUCUUCCUGCUGCACUGUCUGCUCCAGAAACAGGUGAGGGACGAGUACCGCAGGUGGCUGAGCUGCGGCGGCCUCAAGAGACCGGCCAAGUACUCCGACUUCUCCACCUCGACCACCACGCGGCCCAUUUCCGGACACCGCAGCUUUGCACAUGAGAAAACCCGGCCCCCGGCCCCCGGCCUGGCCCUGCCCGUGAGCAGAGACCCACCACGCACCCGGACUCGCCGCAUGCAGAUGCUUCAACGGUUGCCCCGUGGAACCUACCAGGCAGCGGGGGGCACCGUUACGCUGCCCAGCUGCCCCCACCCGCUGGGCACUCACCAGCCCCAGGCCUGCGCGCUGCCAGCAUCGCCAGCAAUAGCAACGCCAACAGGGCAGCCGUUCAGCUCCGACGCGAUGUCCUCUGGCCACAGGGGGCGCCUUUCCCUUUGGUACGACCGGGUCCCCGGCCCCGCCUGCGGGCUCUGCAUCGCCCUGUGCCUGGGGGGCACCGUGGCCCAGAAUAACGGCACACAAGGUACCACUGAGGACUGCAACAGCCAUGUGCUAUGCCCAGCAAACGCCAAGUGUGUGAACAACACCCACUGCACCUGCCUGGAUGGAUACCAGUCACAUGGGAAUCGCUUCUUCACCGACCCAACGGAGGCCUGUGACGAUAUUAACGAGUGUCUGGGGCCGAGCCUGGCAGACUGCGGACGCUACGCAAACUGCACCAACGUGGCUGGGAGUUACUACUGCACCUGCAUCGAUGGUUACGAGCCCAGCUCUGGGAAAACCAACUUCACGCACGCGAGUGACAACACCUGCCAGGGUUCUGGAAAGGCGGAGCCGCCUUGGUGCUUUCAGGAGAACCCGCGAGUGUCGCAGGGUCGAGGGGCGGAGGAGGCAGCACUUGGCAGGAUGCAGCCGGUCGGUUCUUACAGGUUCAGUCUGUCCCGGGAGCACCUCAGCCUCUGA
Emys orbicularis (European pond turtle) is the source of this 3315-nucleotide messenger RNA. Its product is annotated as adhesion G protein-coupled receptor E5-like. Gene Ontology annotation, cellular component: plasma membrane. Gene Ontology annotation, molecular function: G protein-coupled receptor activity; calcium ion binding. Gene Ontology annotation, biological process: adenylate cyclase-activating G protein-coupled receptor signaling pathway; cell surface receptor signaling pathway. The coding region runs from base 1 to 3315 and encodes 1104 amino acids. The record is from RefSeq and is a predicted model, not a curated record. The transcript has 25 exons. Lineage: Eukaryota; Metazoa; Chordata; Testudines; Emydidae.